Molecule: messenger RNA, 570 nt
Organism: Naegleria gruberi
Lineage: Eukaryota; Heterolobosea; Eutetramitea; Acrasida; Naegleriidae
Exons: 1
Coding region: 1-570 (189 amino acids)
Source: RefSeq, a predicted model, not a curated record
AUGCAACAACAAUACAAUGCUCCAGCCAGACCUUUCCGCUAUGAGGAAAAAAGCGUUGAAGAUGAUUUUGAAUUGGUGAACGUUGUGAGCAGGACAAAUAGGAAGAGUUUACCUCCGUCGAUGACGAGCAAUGCCGGAGGUGGGCAAUCAAUUAUUAAUAAUAAUAAUCAAACACAACAAUAUAGUGGGAUAUUAUCAACAGCUACGAAUCGAUUAUCGUUGAGUUUGAUUUCUCCUGUGGUGAUGGAUGGAAAUUCUGAUCGGAAAGAGGAAGUUAAUAAUACUGUACCAUCAUCAUUAAAUAAUAGACGAAGUGUUGAAUUGGUGGUCGAGUACAAUUUCAGACCAGACUUUGAGAAGGAAUACAUUAAACGAACUGAAGAAUUGAUGAAGAGAGAGGAAGAAGAGGAAAAAACUAGGAAGGCAAAGUUUAUUGCCCUGUUGGAAGAAUUAAAUUCAACAAAAGGAAAUAAUGAUUCAUUGACUACAAGUAGCAGCAAUAAUAACACUAAUAGUAAGAUUAACAAGGAAGUUAUUCCACAAAAUAAUUUCAUGAUCAAUAAUAAUUAA